Molecule: messenger RNA, 543 nt
Organism: Eremothecium cymbalariae DBVPG#7215
Lineage: Eukaryota; Fungi; Ascomycota; Saccharomycetes; Saccharomycetales; Saccharomycetaceae
Gene: TRS20
Product: TRAPP subunit TRS20
Exons: 1
Coding region: 1-543 (180 amino acids)
Biological process (GO): endoplasmic reticulum to Golgi vesicle-mediated transport
Cellular component (GO): nucleus; TRAPP complex; cytoplasm
Source: RefSeq, a predicted model, not a curated record
AUGCCGCCAUUUUACUUUGCCAUAAUUGGUCAUAAGGAUACUCCGAUUUAUGAGGCUGAGUUUACCUCUCUCCAGCAGUCAUUCCCUCCUAACUUGAAGGAAUUGAAUCCAUUCAUUCUACAUGCCUCCUUGGACAUAAUAGAAGAUCUACAAUGGCAAACUACAAGUUCUAACUCUUCAACUUAUAAUAAUAGCAAUACCAUUAGUGGUAAUAGUACAUCAUUCCUGAGAUCAAGACAUAGUCAUAGUGGGGUAUAUGGCCCAGGUAAUUGCUACUUAUCCAAGGUGGAUCAUUUUUAUGGACUAGUGAUUACGGCUUACAUAACAUAUGGGAAUAUGAAGUUUGUUUUAAUCCAUGGGAACAACAAUUCAUCAGCAGUUUCUAGUGUUGAUGAUAACGUAGUCAAGAAUUUCUAUCAGGAAGUUCAUGAAUUAUACAUCAAGACGUCGAUGAACCCAUUUUAUGAGGUGGAUAGGCCAAUUACCAGUCCCAUAUUUGAUUCCAAGGUCAAGGCUCUCGCAAAGAAAUAUUUAACAAAGUAG